AUGUGUGCCGCUUCCGUGCGAGUAGAUACGAUGGAGGAGCUGCAGGAUUGGGAGUACGUCAAGCGGGGUAUCACCAUGUGGCUUAACAACAUGCCCAAAGCAGCCGAGGAUAGCUUUAAGGAUCGGCCGUCCAGUGUGCACAUCGUAGCAGGACACACGUUCAUCUCGUUUAUGAACGCCGUAAUAUCGUGGGAAACGGAAAAGAUGAAUGACGCCCAGACACGCCUACGAGAGCUUGAGAAACAGUGUGCUGGCGAUGUCGGUUGGUUAAAAUCGGUCCGCUCGAAGCUGUUCGGGUCUAGCGAGCCACGGAAAUCACUCACCGAAACGCUCGAGGAGCAAAUCAUAUUGGCCGACAGUCAGCUCUGCUUAGCGAUACUGGUGUCGCUGGGUCAGGAUAUAGGCGGUUUCGUUAAGGGCGGAUGGUUGCUGCGGAAGGCUUGGAAGGUGUACCAGCAUACGUAUCAACAGAUUUAUCAACUGUAUUCCGACACGCUAGACAUUGAUGGGGAUAUGUCCCUGCCACAGGCUCCAUUGCGCCAUCAGCCACCACCAACAACGGAUAGCGGUUCGGGGAUGCGAGUAUCGCUCGAUCUGGGAACUCCCUCGUCUACGGAUUGGACAGUGCCGAACUCCACUCUUCAGUCGCCGGAUGAUUGCAAGUGGUCAUCACAGCUGGAAGCGCUGCGUAAAUCGAAAACGACAACCUUUGAGCCUUUCAGCGAAAUGACCUCGUGUGAAUCGGACCCAAGUGGAAGUAGUGGCAGUGUGAAGAAGAGCUAUACGACGGAUUUCGUGGGAAUUGUUAGUCCAUCGGGUGCAGGAUCGAGUACCGAGUCACUGGAACACAGUGGACCGUUGGGAAUGGAGCGCAGUAAUACUGCUGCUCGAGAGCGGUUAACGUUAGACCUUAAUCUGGGCAGGGAACGGCGAAUAAAUGUACCGAAUGGAAUGACCCCAAGGGCAACCACAAGCUGGCGGUCUUUAACAGCGCCCUGUGAGCCGGGUCCUAACGAUAGAGCCAUACACCCAGCAGACGUCCACCGGUUAAUGGGCGCCAUCAGCUUCGGGUACGGUGUGUUUCAACUGAGCAUAUCGCUGUUACCGCCAAGUUUGCUCAAGUUGAUCAGCUUUCUCGGCUUCGAAGGGGACCGAGCGAUGGGAAUUGCGUGUUUGAGCUUUUCCCGCCAAAGCAACGAUAUGCGGGCACCGUUGGCUACGCUGGCCCUGCUCUGGUACUACACCAUCGUAACGCCGUUUUUCGCACUGGAUGGGUCGAAUCUGAGCCACGAAAUUGCUGCCGCCCAGGAGCUGAUCGAGGAAGCGAACGGUCAAUUUGCCAAAUCGUCGCUUUUCCUAUUCUUUCGAGGCCGUGUCGAGCGUUUAAAGUCCAACAUUCAGGAUGCAAUACGUGCCUACGAGCUGGCGUACCGUUCAUCGGCACAGCGGGAGAUUAAAUUGCUGUGUCUUCACGAAAUCGGAUGGUGCCGGCUGAUACAGCUAGACUUUGGUACGGCGAUGAAAAACUUCCACGAGCUAAAACUGUGCAGUCAGUUUUCCAAGAGCUUCUACUCGUAUCUAACAGCAAUAUGCGAAGGAUCGUUCGGGCAAUUUUCCAACCUCGUCAAAUGGCGAACGGAAAUAUUGGAAUUGAUUAAUAGAUCGCCACAGAAGGACUCACAAAUCGAAAGGUACAUAUUUCGACGCAGCUUGAAGCUACCGCGAGCGGAAAGUGGCGAACAGCCGAAGUACAGAAGUUCGCUCUACUGGAAGUAUCUCGUGUUCGAGAUGCUGUUUCUGUGGAACACACUGAGCAGCUGCAGUGAGGAGCAGUUGGAAAGCAUGGUGGCCGACUGUUCACAGCCGACGGACGCAUUCAGCGAACCGAUGGUUGGAAUCUCGCGGUUAAUUUUGGGCGCCUGUCUGAGUUGUCUGGCCCGGUACGAUGAGGCGAUUCGUGCGUUCCGCGAGUGCAUCUCCAUGCGGGAAAGGUUCGACCACCAGGAGCAACAGGAUACGCACAUUUCAGCCUUUGCCUAUUACGAACUGGCUGUGCUUUUGCUUCGCCAGCAGAACGAUGGUGCCGGCGAGGCACAUCGAUUGCUGCUGCAUGCGCAGCAAAACUUUAAGAAUUACGACUUCGAUAAUCGCGUCAGCGUGCGCAUUCACACCUUGCUGAAGCGGUUGGAUUAG
Messenger RNA from Anopheles marshallii, 2193 nucleotides. RefSeq names its product tetratricopeptide repeat protein 39C-like. Gene Ontology annotation, molecular function: protein binding. The transcript has 7 exons. Lineage: Eukaryota; Metazoa; Arthropoda; Insecta; Diptera; Culicidae. The record is from RefSeq and is a predicted model, not a curated record. Gene Ontology annotation, biological process: cilium assembly. The coding region runs from base 1 to 2193 and encodes 730 amino acids.